Messenger RNA from Vanessa atalanta (red admiral), 4164 nucleotides. RefSeq lists its product as uncharacterized. NCBI's taxonomy places the organism in Eukaryota, Metazoa, Arthropoda, Insecta, Lepidoptera, Nymphalidae. Gene Ontology annotation, molecular function: telomerase RNA binding; protein binding; telomeric repeat DNA binding. The transcript has 18 exons. Gene Ontology annotation, cellular component: telomerase holoenzyme complex. Gene Ontology annotation, biological process: nuclear-transcribed mRNA catabolic process, nonsense-mediated decay. The record is from RefSeq and is a predicted model, not a curated record. The coding region runs from base 125 to 3529 and encodes 1134 amino acids.
AUUUUAUUUGUCCGAAUGGAUAUAAUUUGUGUUUAGAACUUUUCUUUUCCCUUUAUAUUAUUUAAUUUCCCAGAUUUUUUUACUGAUGCUAUGACAAUUAUCGAGGCUCUAAGCCUCUUUAAAAAUGGUUCUAAACGCUGCCGUGCAAAUGUUAAGGGAAGCAGAAGAGUUGAAACAGAAAAUUUUAAAAUUUAACAGUGGUACCUCAAUGCUGCAAGAUAAGAGUCUCUGGGCAACACAACAACAGUUGCAAAAGGUUUAUCAAAAGGUUCUUGAGCUGGACUUAGAUUAUGCACUUGAGAAGAAAGUAGAGCAGGACCUUUGGAAUGUUGGUUUCAAGCAGCAAAUUGAAGCAUUACAGGCUAUUUCGAAAGACAGAAAGAAUGCACUCAGAAGUGAAGCUCAAUCAAUGCUAUCAUGGGUGCUGCAGGCAGCUGCGGGGUUCUACCUGUGCCUGUUACAUCAGAUCUGCACAACAUUCAAAUUAGACCUUCCCUUUAGACGUCGGGCGUCACUGCUGGGCGCGGUGGAGGGGUGGGAGGCGAGCGCGGGGGGCGUGGCGGCGGGCGCGGGGAGCGCUGCGGGCGCGGCGGCGGCGCGGUACGCGUGCCAGCACUGUCUCGUGCACCUGGGAGACCUGGCGCGGUACCGGCAGCAGCUACGCGUCGCGCACACCUUCUACAGGCACGCGCUCGCUGUGUCCGUUCAUUCGGGGCAGCCGUACAAUCAGCUGGCGCUGGUGUCUUGGCGGCGCGGGCGGCGGCUGGCGGCGGUGUACUGGCACGUGCGCUCGCUGCUCGUGCGCGCGCCCUUCCCCCCCGCCCCCGCCAACCUGGCGCGCACGCUGGCUGCCGCCGCCGGCCGUGACGUCCGCGAGGCGGCCCCGCUGCCCGUGCUGCCGGGCCUCGCCAGCAGCAAGCCCAGCGCGCCCGACGUGCCCGACCGCCUGGACUCGCACUCCUACGUCAACGAGCUCGUGCGCGCCGUGCACUACUUGCAUAGCGUGGAGCAGUUGGAGACGGCGGCGGAGUUAGUGGCCAUCCUCAGCACUUCGCUGUCACCGCUCAUAGCUACCGAUAGCUUCGACUCGAUGACGCUCAUAAAGAUGGCCUGCGUGCUGAUAUGGCUGGUGCAGUCCACCACCGAGGACUUCGCGGUGGAGCUGAGCGCGCUCAGCGAGGGGGAGGCCACCGCGGCGAAGCUGGCCGCGGCCCUCGCCGAGGCCGUGGUGCUGGCGCUGCUGCUGCCAGCCUGCGCUAGCGACGAGCCGUCAGAGCGACCGUUGCCAGCACUGAAGGUGUGGCUGCAGUGGGCGAGUGCGCGGAGGGAGGUGGCGCAGGGGUGGGGGCCGGCGCUGUGGGCUGCGCUCGCGCACCACGCAACGUGUCUCGCGCAACACGCGCACACGCACGAUACAUAUGACUCGGUACCUCUCCCGGAGGACGAGGAGCUGAACGGGUUCCUACCGCUGGAAGAAUCAUUCAAGGACCUCAAAUUCAACAAUCACUCGAAUUGGGAUUCUUCGAAAGUACCAGAUACCGAUCCGCACGACGACGAAACGGGGUCGUGGCCGUCGAGCCCGUUCGUGUGCGAGCCGGAGCGCGAGCGCGGCGCGCGCGCCCGCCGCGUGCUGCGCCUCGCGCGCGCGCUCGCCGCGCUGCACCCCGCGCGCCUCGCCUGCCGCACCGACGCGGACGGCUCGCAGCGCCUGGAGGCGGUGGGGGCGCCGCCCGCGCUGCUGCAGCAGACGGUGUCGGCGCUGGCCGCGGCGCCCGCCCCGCUCGUGCCCGUCAUCAUCUCCGAGGCGGACUUCAGGGAAAAAGUUCGCGAGAAGCGCGUCGGCAUCCUCAAGCCGCAGGGCUCGCUGGAGCGCGCGCGCGAGGAGCGCGCCGCCGCCGCCAGCGACGAGCCGCCGCCGCCGCCGGAAGUCGAAUGCAGUGACGAGGCGGCUAGGGGUGAGGAUAAGAGGGAGGUGCGGAAGUCGCGCGUCAACAUCGCCAUGGCGGCCAUCAUGAGGAAGCAGGAGGAAACCAACAAACAGGUCAAAUUCAUAACGCCUCCGCCGACCCCGGAUUCGGUGGGCGAGAGCAACGACAGCUCGAGCAAGGACGAUAAACCGAAGAUGAUUCAACCGAAACCGAUCAAGUCCCUUGCCAACAUACCGAUCGGUAGGAAAACAGGCGGUAUUCUAUCGUUGAAAGAUAAAUCCGCCGGAUAUCCACAUUUACAAAACCCGGACCCGGAACCGAAGAAACUUGAGAAAGACGACAAGAAAGACUCUAAAAUUAAUCAAGUUAACAGUCCGAAUUCACAAAACUUUCAACCAAAGAGAGAACAGACCUCCAGUUGGCCAAAUAUGUCUGCUCAAAGUUACAGUGAUAGUCCUAGGAUGACAUUCCAGAAAAAUGCAUAUGGUAUACAAAACGCAGGUAUUAUUUAUAACCCUAACUACCAAGCGCCGGUGGUUAACAACCAAGGUAUAAGACUUCCGGUGGUCAAUCCAAAAGAAAUAGACGUGAGAACGGCCGCGUUGCAGAAGCAGAGCUCCCGACAAGAGCUAUUCCAAGAUGGCCACAAGUUUGGCAACCAAGGAUAUCCAAUGACAGGUGGGGACAAAAAGAACUUCUUGAGCGAUUUGCCACCCAGAUUCGCUAACCAAUACCGUUACUGGCAAAACGCGCAAGAGAAUCAGUAUAAUGAUAACAAAUUUAGAGACGAUAGUCCUAGAAAUAACUCGCCGUUUAACGCUCAAACUUCGCGACAGAAUUGGCCAACGCCGCCAAAUGAGAACUUCCAACAGCCAAUGUCGUGGUGGAAACCAGAAAAUCAACCAAAUUUCAAUCCUCAGAAUUUCUCCACACCGCCGCUGAAUUUCUAUUCUUCGUUACCGUCGAAUAUGUCUAAUCCUUACACGAAUAUGCCUUAUAAUCAGAUACAAGGUCAGAAUUUGACCCAAAAUUUGCCAAACAUGGGACAGAAUUUAAGCCAGAAUGUGCAGAGUAAGCCCGAAAAUUUGUCUCCCACUUAUCCAAUUCAAUCAGCUAUCGGCCAACCUCAAAUUCAAACACUCCAAAAUCUGGUUACAUCUCCAAAUUUUAAUUCAUCUAUGAACACUUUCGCUCCGUACAAUCCGGCGGUGAGCUACGAUUCCUCAAUGUAUCCUCAGUUCAAAAAGCUCGGAUACCAACCCUUGCAGAUGAAUAUAAUGGAUAAACAAAACUUCCAAACUCAGGGGAGUAAGGACUCGGACGUCGGGCUCAACUUUGGGACCAACGUUUUAGACAUGCAACAAAGACAUCUCAACUACAACGAGACCUACGGCAACGAGGGCGCCGCUAUGAAAAAUUUAGAUGACAUCGAACAGAGCGCAGGCGAGGCGAGCACGUACUCGCUGUUCAGCGGCGCGCCCGACGCCGGCGCGUGGGCGUCGCGCCGCCCGCAGCAGUCUCUCUGGUCGGGCCCGGGCCCGUCUCCCUUGGAGCGCCUGCUGGAGCAGCAGAAGCAGCUGAAGCCCCCCGCGCCGCAUUGACUCCCGUGCACAGGGUUCGGUGUUCAGUCAUGUUGAGAUAUGAAUGCGUUAUAUUUUGGAUCUUUUUUUCUACAAAUAACAUUCGGGUUUUAUUAUAAAAGUAACAUUUUUAUCGCUAGAAAUGUGUUGUAUAAAUUGUAUCAGAACAUAAAAUUGAUUGUGAUUUUGUACAAUAUUAUCACUUGAUAAGUUUCAAUAAAAGACAAAGUAUUAUAAGGUCUGCUACGGAAAAUAACUUGAAAUGUAAAAAAAGACGGUAUCUUUUACAAUGGUUUGAAAAAAAUGUGUGUUGAAGCCUGCCCAUGCACGCUGCCAAAUCUACAAAGGAACAUUAUUGUUCUAGUGAAUAUUGAUCAGAUGUACAUUUGCUCAACUGUUUGUAUUACUGAAUAACAGGGCAGCCGUGAACCAAAAAAUAUUCUAGUAGUAUUUUUGUAAAUAACGACUCCUUUAGUAUAAUAUAUUUUCUGUUACAAUAUUACAUUGUUAUUGCUUUAAGUAUUUCAAUGUAAAUUCAGUCUACUGUUGUUUGAUCAUAUAUUUGCUAGUGUCUAAAUAAAUAGUAUCUUUGUGCUAAGUGGAAAUCAGUAUGUCCAUUGUGGGUGGGAUAUUUUGUAAUAAAGUUAUUUUUGUUA